AUGGAAACUUUCCCUUCUUUUGCACGAGAAUUGGUGCUCGUCCUCGUCGUCUUACACGGUGUGGCCUCGACGGACUCACUCGCCCAUUAUGCCGCUCAUCCCGGGCAGAGAUACGGAAAUAUCGCGCUCGCAACGAGGGAACGGACACUCGGACUCUGCGGGAGGAAAUGCGCGAAGCGGAAGCCACCGUGCUACGCCUUCAACUACCGCGAAACGGACGGAUCGUGCCAGCUGGUCCUCGAUGGGAAAAGCGGCUUAUUGGAAGGAAACGAUUACAGCUCCUACGUCCAGAGGCUGUGCCUGACCGAGCACCCGAAGAUCCCAAGCGCGAAAGUGUCCUACGAGGAAUGGAACGGGGAAUACCCAGCGCCGCCGGGGGCGAUGGUGAUUCUCCGCUGCGAGCAUCCCAGAGGAUUCUCCGAUGGCUCCUCCAUCCACACGGCUCGAUGCUCGGCCUCCCCGGAUUCUUGGUGCAGCUCCUUCCAGGAAAAUGCAGUUCAGUGUAAGGGCUUCAAACGCGAGAUGCACAAAUACCCAGAAUGCCGUCUGACGAAGAAGGGCAGAGAAUACAUCGGGACGACGAAGGCGACCGAGUCGGGCAAGGAGUGCCUCCCAUGGAGCAGCCAUCCCUACGGAACACCCAAAGACUUCCUCAACCAAGACGCCUACGACUCCAACUUCAUCAACUUGGAUUCCUGGUCCCACAAGAACUACUGUCGAAACCCUUCCUGGAGGGAAAGGCCCUGGUGUUUCGUUUCUGACCAUGAAGUUCAAUGGGAAUACUGCGAUAUCCCCAUGUGCACCGAUACCAAUCCCCCAGAGUGCAAGGCGGCCCAACAAGGCGGCGAAUACAUCGGCAGGAAACGGGUCACCCACGCGGGCGUCCCAUGCCAACGGUGGGAAAAACCGAAACUUCGCGAGAAACUCGACUGCUGCCGCCCUGGCUUCCCGGACGAGCCCAUCGCCGAGGACCACGACUACUGCCGCAACCCGAACGGCGACGCGGCUCCCUGGUGCUACAACGAAGACGGCGACCGAGAAUUCUGCGACGUCCCCUUCUGCGCCGUCAGAUCGGGACAAGGCAUCCUCAGAAUUAAAAAAGGCGAUGGGGAUUAUCCAGAAUGCCGACUGACAGAGAAGGGGAAGGAAUACUUCGGAAUGAAAAACGAGACCGAGACCGGAAGACCUUGUCUCCCGUGGGAGUCCCAGUCUCAUCGAAUGCCAUGGGACUUCUUCAACAAUCAGACGACCUUCGGAGAUCACUUCCUCAAUCACGACCUAUCGUUCCACAUGAAUUACUGCCGGAAUCCGGCUCUUUACAGAGAGAGACCCUGGUGCUUCGUCUCGGAUCAGACGAUCGAGUGGGAGUACUGCGACGUACCGUUCUGCCGUGACCCCAAUCCGCCGGAAUGCAAGCUGACGGGAAAGGGGGGAGAAUACGUUGGCCGUCGGAACGUGACCAUUUCGGGGUUUCCGUGCGUGUAUUGGCUGUCUAGUACGGCUGCGGAAAUUGUGUCUUUUUUUCUGUCCUCAUUCUCGGACGAAAUAGAUGGAAGCCAUAACUUUUGCCGGAGCAUCAAGCCCGGUACUCACGGUCCGAUGUGUCUAUUGAGCUUACCCACCGGGCCAAGAGCAGAGUACUGCGACAUUCCUUUCUGUCCUGCGAGCGACGGGAAAACGUGCGACGUUCGAGUCUCAGGGAACUGCAUCAGUGAGCGCUGGUUCAGCGUUUUCCUCUUCGACUUGAGUGUUGGCAGCCCAAGCGAAUGCCAAGCAAGCAAAACCGGCGUGGAAUACAUUGGAACGAAGAACACGACGAAAUCGGGCUACCCGUGUCAGCCGUGGAUGAGCAACACCCCGAACAGCCAAGAAUUCAAGUCCCAUUACGGUUCAACGUUCAAAAAUCACUUCCCGGACGACUUACACCCUUCUCACAACUUCUGCCGGAACCCAACCUCGGACCCAAAAGGCCCUUGGUGCUACAACGGAGCUGGAAAGAAACCCCCCACGGACAACUGCGACAUCCCUUCCUGCUGAAACGCCCAACGCCACCAAACCACCCACCGCGUGCACUUCCCCCAGACUUACAUCCGCUUUCCGGAACGUGUACAAGGAGGAAACGAACCAAGCAUUUAGUUGGCCAUCCGUUCUUUCGAAGAGUUACGAAACUUGUCAAUUUUUAG
Messenger RNA from Darwinula stevensoni, 2183 nucleotides. The record is from the annotation of a GenBank genome assembly. Lineage: Eukaryota; Metazoa; Arthropoda; Ostracoda; Podocopida; Darwinulidae.